CCCCACGGGGCCCCAUUACCCAAUUCAACCUACCGCGCCAGGACAACAAAGUCUUUGUCGUCACAGGCGGCUCUUCCGGGCGCUCGAAAGAGAACGCCGAUGCUGCGAUAGCUCGUAUCAAGGCGCACUACCAGGGGCAGGAAGACAGCGGACGAUUCGGCAGUCUUGAGUUCAUACACAUGGACCUAGAAGACUUCAGCACGAUCAAGUCAGCGACUUAGGAGUUUCUACAGCGUCAAGGUCCCCAGGGGCGUCUUGAUGUGCUGUUCAACAAUGCGGGCACCGGAGGCCGCAAAAACGCACCCGCGGGACGCCAAGGCCAUGAGUAUCAUAUAACCACUAAUGCUAUGGGCGCUUUCUUACUCACCAAGCUACCUCUCACGCCCAUCUUGUCAAAGACAGCCUCAAGCAGCCCCUUAACUCGUGGCAAUGUUCGAGUCGUCUGGCCCGCAUCUAUUCUCGUGGACACGACCAGCCCUAAAUCCGGGAUACGUAUGGACUACCUCGAAAACCCCGCAAUGACCAAGAACAUAGAUUAUAUCGAACUCUACACCAUGUCCAGAACGGCGACCUGGUUUCUGGCCUCCGAGUUCGCCCGCCGCGAGGGCACCAACAGCGGUGUCCUCCACAUUGCGGGAAACCCAGGGACGUAUAUUACAAGCAUGUGGCAGUACACGCCAACCCUACUGUACUGGCUCGUCCGGCCGCUUCUCCGCAGCCCGGUGCCUCACGGGGCGGACACGUACCUGUAGAUGGGCUUCUCGGAAGCUGUAACUCUUGAUGACGCCGCCGCGGGACGAUACGCGAUGUGCGACGGGCGGUGGCAUCCGGCGCAGAGGGAAGACUUGAAGCUAGCUUCAGCUUCUUACUUAAAUCCAAUAAUUAUUUAGUCUAGUUGGUGCUAAAUCAAAUCAAACUAUCUCAGGUUGUAAGGAAGUAAACCAGCCCACCGACUUACUACAUAGCCUAUAUGACGAAAUCAUACUAGAAGUAAUUGUUAAUGGAACGAAU
Daldinia loculata is the source of this 1011-nucleotide messenger RNA. RefSeq lists its product as uncharacterized. Lineage: Eukaryota; Fungi; Ascomycota; Sordariomycetes; Xylariales; Hypoxylaceae. The transcript is spliced from 2 exons. The coding region runs from base 348 to 752 and encodes 134 amino acids. The record is from RefSeq and is a predicted model, not a curated record.